GAAGCACUUCUUUUUUUGUUCCUUCCCCUUUUCAUGCAUGUGUCAUGCAGAUCAUGAGACCGCUGUUUGCAUUUCCCUGCAGUCCAGACCGCAAAGCCCAAACCAAAAUCCAGUUGUUAAAUAGUUCUGCUCUUUGAGAUUCCUGUUGCCUCAACUUUAAAAGCAGGGAUGAGUUCCUUUCAUCCUGAAGUGCUGCUUUUCUUAAAACUGAUCAGCCUUGUUUCAGGGCUGCAGUUCGCGCCAUCACCUUUCUCACAGGUGCCUUUCCUCACAGUGUGGAACGCCCCUACCGCCAGCUGCCUCUCUGAAUAUGGCGUUGACCUCGACCUGGGCAUAUUCAGCAUCGUCCAGAACCAAAACCAAACUUUUAUGGGUGACAACAUAACCAUCUUUUAUGCUGAAAAGCUCGGUCUGUAUCCCAGGUACUCCAGCCAAAGAGAGGCUAUUAAUGGCGGGGUGCCACAGAACGCCAGUCUUGAUGAACACCUCAGAGUGGCCUCCGACAAUAUACGCACCUGUAUCCCUGACAGGGAUUUCCAGGGCCUGGCUGUGGUGGACUGGGAAAGCUGGAGACCUGUAUGGGAGAGAAACUGGGACAGUAAGCAGGUGUACUGGGAAGGGUCAAAAGCCCUGGUGAGGUCCAGACAUCCAGACUGGAGCCCUGCGCAGGUAGAUGCUGCAGCGCGUCUGGAGUUUGAGAAGGCUGGGAGGAAAUUCAUGGAGGAGACACUGAAACUGGGGCGGGAGGAACGACCGAAUGGGCUGUGGGGUUACUAUGGUUUCCCUAACUGCUACAACUACUACAGCGACAAAAGCGCAAACUACACAGGGGAGUGUCCAGCUGCAGAGAAGAAGAGAAACAACGAGCUGUUGUGGUUGUGGAACGUCUCCUCUGCUCUUUAUCCUGACAUUUACCUCAGCCUCAACCUGCGAGACCUCGGCAGAGAGGUGCUCCUCUACAGUCACCACCGCAUCCUGGAGGCCAUGAGAGCAGGAGCUCAGGUGACUCCAUCAACACCCCCCGUGUUCCCGUACGCUCGCAUCGUCUACACGUACACGUUAGAUUUCCUCUCUCAGGAGCACCUGGUCUACACCAUCGGAGAGAGUGCUGCUUUAGGAUCUGCAGGGGUAGUGCUUUGGGGUGACCAUGCCUUCUCCAAAUCUAAGGCCACUUGUGAUGCUGUUAAAUCCUACAUCGAUGAGAUUCUGGGCUUUUAUCUGGUGAACGUAACGUCAGCGGCCACCCUUUGCAGCCAGACCUUGUGUUCCUCUCAGGGAAGAUGCCAGAGGAAGAACCUGAACUCGAGGGCCUACCUCCACCUCGACCCGGCCACGUGGACGGUGGUGUCCGAGAGGAAACCAGAGGGGGGGAAGAACUACAGAGUGUUGGGACAGUUGAGAACACAUGAGGUGACACUCAUGAAGUCUGAGUUUCAGUGCAAGUGUUACCAAGGGUGGGGAGGUAAGAGCUGCUCCAAACCGAUUCCCAGAUAAAAUACUUUUCUUGAGGGAGGUAAUCCAAUGAUGGCAUGGGUCUAAUCAACAGUGAUAAAGUGUGUAAAGUGUGUGAAGAUGAACCCCUCCAGAGGCAGACCGGGGGCGAGUUCAGCCCAGUUAUCUGCUUGAGUGAAUGUGGUCUCCUGUGAAUGGAAAUUUCCAAAUCUUUGACCGGUGUGUUUUCUUAAUUAAUUGCUUUAGUAAUUUCUUUUUUGUAUUUACAUGUGAGAUAAUGGUGCAGUUUUAAAUUAAAUACCAAUUUAACAA
This is a messenger RNA of Morone saxatilis (striped sea-bass), 1764 nucleotides long. RefSeq names its product hyaluronidase 1 (gene hyal1). The record is from RefSeq and is a predicted model, not a curated record. Bases 169 to 1494 code for a protein of 441 amino acids. Gene Ontology annotation, molecular function: hyalurononglucosaminidase activity. Gene Ontology annotation, biological process: carbohydrate metabolic process; hyaluronan catabolic process. NCBI's taxonomy places the organism in Eukaryota, Metazoa, Chordata, Actinopteri, Moronidae. The transcript is spliced from 5 exons.